This is a messenger RNA of Symbiodinium necroappetens, 1782 nucleotides long. The record is from the annotation of a GenBank genome assembly. Lineage: Eukaryota; Dinophyceae; Suessiales; Symbiodiniaceae.
AUGUUCGACUUCGACUACGAAGACCUGGAAACCGCUGAUCCUGCACCGGAUCCGGAGAAGGAGAAGGCGCAGGCAGCGGCUGAAGCAGCGCAGCUUCUGGCCGACGAGGCCUUCACAGUGCGACGGGACGCCGUGCGCAGCCUUGGCCGUCUGGGUUUGGCGGCCGGGCCUUACUUGGCACAACUGGUGGAGACAGCGGAGUCCGAUGAUGAUUACGAGGUUCGGCGAGCUGCUAAGCAGGCCCUUCGGUCUUUGCGGCAGCAUGGUCUCUCAGCGCCCCGGGAGGACGCAACGACUCUGGCCUUGCGCCGUCCUCCCAACGAGAAACGAACCCAGGUGACGACAGGAGCCUCGCGUCCUCCCGAAGAGGGCGCCGUGUCCUUCCGCGCGGAGCUUCCGGACGAGCCUGAGCCGCUCCUCGAGGAGUGGACGGGGCCGAAGGUUUGCUUUGACAUAAACGGGCAGCUGUUGGAUAUGUGCCUGGAGAAGGAGGCUGUGACGCCGGCGGAGGUGGCCGAGAUCUGGGAGAGGUGCCCCGUGAAGCCCUUCACCAACCCUGAAUGCUUGUCAACUUCGCCCUCAACCCAAAACCCAGCGUCCUGGGCAAUGGCUCCUCGUACGCUGCACGGACUGCUUCCGGUGGCUGUGCUCUGGACCGGAGGCCUUCUCUUCUGUCAGCCGAGGGCAUCGCUGCCCACUGUAGCGCGGAGGAAGGCUUGGUCGCGCCUCCGACCGAGAGGGCACUGCGCUGGCGCAGAGUUCUCCGAGGACGAGGCCGCAGAUGAGGUCCCAGGUGGCAUUUCUUGGCUGCCCCCACUGAACAUUUCAGCGCCGGAUGAGACAGCGGAGGGCCGCGUCCUGCCCGUCUUUCCUCUAGGAGGUGCCUACUUCCCCUUUGCGCAGCCGGAGCUGAGCAUCUUUGAGCCGAGGUAUCGGCAGCUCUACAACGACAUCUUGGUCUCUGGUGGCCGGAGCUUUGUGGUUGUAGCCCCGUCGCCGGAGGACGAGAACGUGUUCGCGGAGGUCGGCGUGGUCUUCUACCUGGAUGAUCUCACGGACGUGUCUGAGGAGUCUGCGGAUGAGGUGAAGUACAUCUGCAACCACCGCAUCCUGGGCCGCGUUCGCAUCCUCCGGGUCCUGAACCCGGCUGCCUGGGAGGACCAGUCAACCUACCUCUUGGCGGAGGUUGAGGACUUCAAGGACGUAGAGCUUGCGUCCGACACCAAUACGGCGGCCAAACAGGCGGAGGUGAUGUCGGCUUUGAGUCGCGUGGCGCAGCGGCAGGAGGAGGGUGGCGGCCCGCACUUCGAAAGCCACAUCUCUGACUACGCCAACGCCUCGUGCGCGCAAGAGGGCGGCCUCUGGACUUUGGCCGACGUCUUCGCCGAGUACUACGAAUAUUUGCUGUCCGACAAGGAGCAGACCUUGGACUUCGAGAUGGAGCAGGUGUACGAGCGGUACAGCCUGGAGGAGGAAGGCGAUGAUCGCCAGACCUACAGUUUGGCAAGCGAGGACGACGAUGACGACGACGACUUCGAGUAUGAGGAGAUAGACAUCAUGGAGCUUCCUGGCCCCGCACGCCGGGAGAUCGCAAGGCUGCAGAAUCAGUACGAGGAGGAGGCAGCUUUGCUGAAUGCAGAUCUCAUGCACUUUGUGCACUCCAUGUUGCAGUCUACCUCGCACCGACAACGGCUGGAGAUCAUGCAGGAGGCGCUUCUCCUGGAGGAGAGGCGGUUGGCAGCAAGGAAGGCCCUGGAGGAGGUGAUGUAUUCGGGUGAUUAG